Aaosphaeria arxii CBS 175.79 is the source of this 933-nucleotide messenger RNA. RefSeq names its product zinc finger protein. Gene Ontology annotation, cellular component: nucleus. Lineage: Eukaryota; Fungi; Ascomycota; Dothideomycetes; Pleosporales. Gene Ontology annotation, biological process: regulation of transcription by RNA polymerase II. The transcript has 2 exons. The record is from RefSeq and is a predicted model, not a curated record. The coding region runs from base 1 to 933 and encodes 310 amino acids. Gene Ontology annotation, molecular function: RNA polymerase II transcription regulatory region sequence-specific DNA binding; DNA-binding transcription factor activity, RNA polymerase II-specific; zinc ion binding.
AUGAACGCACUUGAUCAUUGGGGUGAACGUUAUGAAUGCGAGACCUGCGACCGGGAGUUCUUCACACAAGAGUCAGCAAAUCAGCACAUGAACGCUCUUGACCAUUGGGACCGACGAUUCGAGUGCGAGACCUGUGACAGGACAUUUCACACCGAGCAAUCCGCUAAUCAGCAUAUGGACGAUACAAACCACUGGCAACCUGAAUUCGAAUGCGAUACUUGCGACCGGGCAUUCUAUACCCAACAAUCCGCUGAUCAGCAUAUGAAUGAUAAAAACCACUGGAAACCUCAAUUCGAAUGCGAUACCUGCGACCGAGCAUUUCAUACGCAGACUUCUGCCGAUCAGCAUAUGUCAGCUCUCAAUCACUUUAGGCAAUAUCACUGCUCUGAUUGUAGCAGAUCUUUUCAGGAUGAGAACGCGUUAAAGAUGCACCUUAACUCAAGCCUUCAUCGCGGAAAAAACAUCGUAUGUCCAUUCUGCAAAGUAGCUAAGGCUUCUACCAGCAGCCUUUCGCACCACCUUGAGACUGGCUCAUGCCCGCGUGCCAAGGAUGUCAAUCACCACACACUCUUCCACGCUAUCAGCCAGCGCGAUCCCAAUGGUUUAGUGACAAACAAGCUCCUCACUUACACCGACUCCAACGUACAAAACAUUGCAACAUCUGCGAGCUGGAACGGCCGUAGCUACGAGUGCUACCUCUGCCACCGAGAGCAUGGAAGCCUUGGAGCAUUGAAUCAACAUCUGAACUCAUUAGUACAUCGCGAGAAACUGUACCAUUGCCCGAAUAGAAACUGCACUCGUGACUUUGUAGGACUAGCAUCACUUUUCAAUCACCUCGAGAGUGAAAGCUGCGGUUUUGUGCGGUUCGAAAAGGUCCAGCAAAAGGUUCAUAGCUUCAUCACUGGAGGGCAGAAGUUGAUUAGCUUCGCAUGA